AUGGAGCACCUGAAGAACAUCUCGCCCAUCGACGGGCGGUACAAAAAGGCGUGCGGCGAACUGUCGGCGUUCUUCUCCGAGCACGCGUUGAUAAAGCACCGGAUCAUCGUCGAGGUGCGGUGGCUUCUCUUCCUCAACGAGGAGGAGCUCUUCUUCGAAAAGGUGACCGACCACUCGGUGGAGGUGCUGAACCAGAUCGCCACAAACAUAACGGACAGCGACAUUGCAAGAGUGAAAGCGAUAGAGGAGGAAACCAACCACGAUGUAAAGGCAGUAGAAUAUUUUGUGAAGGAAAAAUUGAAAAACUCAAAAAGGGAAGACCUCCUAAAGAUAAAAGAAUACGUACACUACCUCUGCACAAGUGAAGAUAUUAACAAUGUAGCUUAUGCCACCUGUCUGAAGGCAUGCCUAAACGAUGUAGUAAUCCCCUGCUUGGAAAAAAUAAUGCUCAAGCUGAAGGACCUAGCUGUGGAGUACUCCCAUGUGCCGCUACUCUCAAGGACACAUGGCCAACCUGCAUCUUCCACCACAUUCGGAAAAGAAAUGGCUAAUUUCUACGCGAGGAUACACCACCAUGUGGGGGUCAUUAGAAGAGUGAAGGUAUGUGCAAAGUUUAACGGAGCUGUGGGGAAUUUCAAUGCGCAUAAAGUGGCCAGCAAAGACACCGACUGGGUGAAUACCAUUGGAUUAUUUUUAAAAAAGCAUUUCAACUUAACAUACAGCAUAUAUUGCACGCAGAUACAAGACCAUGAUUACAUAUGCGAGCUGUGUGAUGGUCUGGCUAGAGCAAACGGUACUCUGAUUGACCUCUGCGUAGAUAUCUGGUUAUACAUUUCUAAUAAUUUACUAAAGCUCAAGGUGAAGGAGAAGGAAGUUGGGAGCAGCACCAUGCCACAUAAGGUCAACCCAAUUGACUUUGAAAAUGCAGAGGGGAACUUACACAUCGCCAAUGCUUUCUUCAAACUGUUUAGCUCUAAAUUGCCUACCAGCAGGUUGCAGAGGGAUCUCUCGGACUCUACUGUGUUGCGCAAUAUUGGAAGCUCCCUUGCCUAUUGCCUCAUCGCCUACAAAUCGGUGCUAAAGGGACUUAACAAAAUUGAUAUUGACAGGAGGAACCUAGAGGAGGAACUUAACCAAAACUGGUCCACUUUAGCAGAACCCAUUCAGAUUGUGAUGAAGCGGCACAACUAUGUAGAUGCGUAUGAGGAGCUUAAGCAAUUCACUAGGGGGAAAGUUAUCGACCAGAAAAUUAUGCAAGAAUUUAUUAAAACAAAAUGUGCCUUCCUCCCCCAGGAUGUCGUGGACCAGCUGUUGGAGUUAACUCCCGCGACGUAUACUGGGUAUGCCGACUACUUGGCCAAGAAUGUGGAGCGGCUAUCUGGGGAGCGAGACUGAGCCACGCGUUGAGGUGUCUCUCUGCAGUGUGGCCCCAAUGUGGCUGGGUGGCUAGCCAUGCAGCAGCUUUCCCAAUUGGGGGAAACCAGGGGAGAGGCGUUCAGGGAAAACCCCCUCGAGUUACUUCCCCCCCCAACGA
This is a messenger RNA of Plasmodium vivax (malaria parasite P. vivax), 1534 nucleotides long. RefSeq names its product adenylosuccinate lyase. The transcript has a single exon. The record is from RefSeq and is a predicted model, not a curated record. Gene Ontology annotation, molecular function: N6-(1,2-dicarboxyethyl)AMP AMP-lyase (fumarate-forming) activity. The coding region runs from base 1 to 1395 and encodes 464 amino acids. Gene Ontology annotation, biological process: IMP biosynthetic process. NCBI's taxonomy places the organism in Eukaryota, Apicomplexa, Aconoidasida, Haemosporida, Plasmodiidae.